CUUUUUCACAAUUUUAUAUCUAAAUUAUUUUCAAUGAACUGCUCAUCAGACAAACACCAAGGAUAAUCAUUACAUGAAACAAUUAAUUUAUACACAAAUAAAUAAAUAAUAAAAAAUCACUAUUCUAUCUGAAGAAUAUAUCACAAGGCUGAAAUAUUUACCACAAGAUCCGUUAUGGUGAUGUACAUGUUUAUCGUGCUUUCCAGUUUUUGCAUCUCAAUUGUACAGAGUUGUAGCUGUUUAUGGAGCCACCCCCAAGAAGAAUAUUGUACAGCUGAUUUUGCUAUAAAGGCUAAGGUCCUGAGUCACAGGGAAACAAAUCCUAUUGAUAUAAACAGGGGAUACCUUGUGUUCACAGUCAAUGUUAGUGUAGAUUACAAGGGUCUUGGAUGGAAAGGAAAGACAAAAGAGAUCUACACAGGCCCUAAUGAAGCUUUGUGUGGCUUGACAUCAUUGGCUAAGAAUAAAGAAUACAUUCUCACAGGUAAAAUUAAAGAUGACAAACCCAUGAUUGAUGUAUGUGGGUUGAAUGUCCUCUACAGCCAAGUAUCUUCAGCUAUCAUUAAAGGCUUCAGGAAGACAUACAGAGAUAACUGUGGAUGCAAGAUCUGUAGGUUUGAUGAUGAGUGUGGACCAGGAGAUUGCUACCUGCCAGCCUUUGGUAGUUACCCCUGCUAUAAUCUACAGGCUGUGUGUCAGAGAGCUUGUGAGGGACAUGGAGGUGAGCCUAUGUGUACAUGGAACCUAGACAAAGGAUGGUGGGACUGCAUGAAGAAAUCCAGGUACUGCCAACUUGUAGGAUCAUGUCAGCUUAAAGAUACACCUCCAUCAGGAAGACGUGGUUUUAACACCUGAACAAUUUAUUAACAUUCACUUUCUUAUUCAAUGAUUACAAAAUAAAAUUUUCAGAUUA
Messenger RNA from Owenia fusiformis, 913 nucleotides. NCBI's taxonomy places the organism in Eukaryota, Metazoa, Annelida, Polychaeta, Sabellida, Oweniidae. The record is from the annotation of a GenBank genome assembly.